Apis florea (little honeybee) is the source of this 1357-nucleotide messenger RNA. RefSeq names its product heterogeneous nuclear ribonucleoprotein L (gene sm). The record is from RefSeq and is a predicted model, not a curated record. Gene Ontology annotation, cellular component: nucleus. Gene Ontology annotation, molecular function: RNA binding. Gene Ontology annotation, biological process: mRNA processing. NCBI's taxonomy places the organism in Eukaryota, Metazoa, Arthropoda, Insecta, Hymenoptera, Apidae.
AGUAUAAUUGAGAUGGCCUUUUUCUUUUUUCUCUUUUGCAGGAUCGAGCGCGCACAAAAACGACGCGACAGGAAAUGGAAGGCCGGCUCCCCUUUUGGCGGAACCCAGAUACGGCGCCGCGCCACAGCCAUACGGAUCCACGCCACAGGUAACUUUCCCACCUGGUGCCGGUCACGAUCGUUACGAGGAGAAUUUCAAUGGACCAGCGACGUAUGCGGAGCCGUACGUCGAGCGUUACGGUAUUAAGAGCGAUUUCAGCGGUCGAGAACCAUUACAUCCCACGCCACCUCGACCCGGUUACGUGCCCACCUUGGGCCAGACGCCACCUUCGAGCACGCAGGGAUCCGUGAUGAUGGUCUACGGGCUGCAACCGGAUAAAGUCAACACGGACAAACUGUUCAACUUGUUCUGCCUGUAUGGAAAUGUCACGAAGGUGAAGUUUUUGAAGACGAAAGAGGGCUGCGCAAUGAUCCAGAUGGGCGACAGCAUAGCCGUGGAACGUUGCCUACAGAAUCUGAACAACGUGACGAUCGGUACAGACGGAAGGUUGCAGCUCGGUUUCUCGAAGCAGGCUUUCCUCUCGGACGUCACCAAUCCCUACAUUCUGCCCGACAAGACAGCGAGCUUCAAAGAUUUCACAGGAAGCAAGAAUAACAGGUUCCUAAAUCCAGCGAUGGCCAAUAAAAAUAGAAUACAACCACCCUCGAAGAUAGUCCACUUUUUCAACACGCCCCCGGAUUUAACCGAGGAGACCGUGCAUCGUGUGUUCGUGGAACGCGGUAUCGAGGCGCCUACGACGGUCAAACUGUUCCCCCUUAAAUCGGAACGAUCGUCGUCCGGCCUCAUCGAGUUCAGCAGCGUCGGAAUCGCGGUAGCUGCCAUCAUGGAAUGCAAUCACACAGCAUUGGAAAACAGCAAUGGCAAAUUCCCGUACAUCAUGAAACUGUGCUUCUCGUCGUCGCGCACCAUACCAACGAGUUUCCCGCCCAGCAGCGGCAGCACGUCGAGCAAUUCCGCCGGUAAUGGCCACGUCAAAAUGCAGCAGGACUCGGAAUAGAACGGCGAGGUCCAGGGCCAGCAGCGUCAGCGUCAGCGCCAGCGUCCCUCUCUCGCCCUGCACCCGUUGUGUGCCCCGACGGGCACGGCCCUGCACCCAGCCGCAGCGAUUACACUCUCCCCGGUCUUACCGCCGCCCGUGCCGCCUCCCUUGCCGCCCACCUGCGUUCUGAUCGCCACUCCAACUCUCUAUCCUACCGUGCCGCCGCCACCACCGCCUCCGUUGCCUACGUUCUGGCCGUACUGAUGAGAAGAGCAGCGGGCCUAUUCGCCGGACGAGGCAAACACGGAAAAAAGAAAA